GUUUGUAAAGCUAGGCCCAGGCGGCCAGAACUGGGACCUGGAGAUCUAAAUUCAACAAGGUUGGCAUUGAGAGAUGCACGGGAUGUAAUUCAUUGACUUGAAGCCUCCUUUAUUUCAAGCCAUCAAGAGCUCACACCAAGCUAGCAGCAUUUCUGGAUGCAAGAAGAGUACCAUGAUUCAAUGAUGAACAAUAACCAGGACCGAGCCAAAAGGUGUUCUGAGCGGCUGUGUGGCUUUCCAAAGCGAUGUAGCAAGAUGUGCAAACAGAUUACGAUCGGAAUUUGUGUGUGGCCAUGGCGAUGAGGAUCCCAGUCCGGCAAAUGAAUGGCAAAGUGAUCAUUCUUGAAGUGAUGCCGAACCUAAGCAUCCGGGAGUUUAAGCAAAAGCUAAAAGAAUGGCAGCCGUGUGAAGACGAGGUCGUGCGCAGUAUGACCACGGUAGAUUUAGUUGUUGAGGGGCAGAAGUUGCAGGACGCUGAUGAAACACUUGCUACCUCCAGAAUUUCUCCAGAAGCUGUUGUGAAUGUUCUCUUUACAAUCAGCCCAGUUGAGUGCUCAAGCAGACAAGACUCGGGUUGUGAUGUGAGAGACCUGCUUGUCGUGGCCGUCCCAGAGACUGUAGCGCACAUCGCAGAAAGUGCCUUUCUCAAAUGUGUUUCUUUGGUCGAAGUGACAAUCCCCAAGUCAGUUGCUUUGAUUGGGGACAAUGCUUUUGGCUUUUGUAGCUCACUGCAGACUGUGGAGAUUCCAAACUCUGUGUCAUACCUUGGACACUCUGCAUUCAGAGGGUGCAGGUCUUUGGCAAAUGUCACAAUUCCGAAUUCUGUAACUCGCAUUGGCUGCUUUACAUUUCACGGCUGCAUCUCCUUAAAGAGUGUAACGAUUCCUCGCUCUGUGACGAGCAUCGAUUUCUUUGCCUUCGGUGGAUGCAGCUCUUUGACGAGCUUGACAGUGUCCGACUCGGUGACUCAAAUUGGAGCCUUUGCCUUCAAAGGUUGCAAGUCCUUGGCAAGCUUGAUAAUGCCUGAUGCAGUGACUGACAUCGGGGACUUUGCUUUUGAAGGUUGCAGCUCAUUGUCACGCUUGGCAAUCCCCAGCUUUGUAACGCGUAUUUCACCUAGUGCCUUCCAACACUGCAGCUCCUUGGAAACCUUGACCAUACCCAACUCUGUGACAGAGAUUGCAAGUGAUGCCUACCGCGACUGUCGCUCCUUGAAAAGCUUGGUGAUUCCCGACUCUGUGACCCAGAUUGGGGACUGUGCUUUCAGUGGCUGCCACUCGUUGAUAAGAGUGGUGCUUCCGAACUCUUUGAACCACAUUGGACAGCGUGCCUUUUUCCGGUGCAGCUCUUUGUCAAGUUUGACAAUCCCAAACUCCGUGUGUAACAUUGGGGUUCGUGCAUUCAAUCGAUGUAGCUCAUUAGAAAGCUUGAACAUUGGCAACUCAGUGAGACACAUUGGAAGUCACGCGUUCGAUGGUUGCAGCUCGUUGACACACUUGGCAAUCCCGAAGUCUGUGACUUGCAUUGGAGUUGGCGCUUUCCAAGACUGCAGUUCGUUAGCUCAUGUGAGAGUUCGAGGCCGGAAGACGAAGUGCCCUCGCAGCGCUUUCGGCUGUCCAGCUCAAUUGAGGUUUCGAAAGUCUCCCAGCCAUUCUUAGGGUUCUGGUCUUUUCACAGCUGCGAGUGUGAACAAAAAGGAAUUAAGGCAUGCAUUGCUCAGCAAGAGAUCACGAGAGGUCAGGAGAAACAUGAAUCUAUGUGAUUAAUUGUGGACAGCUUUUCAGCUCGGGGCUUCUUUGUGCUCGUCAAACAGGGUCAUUACACUUCGGACUAUUACAGGACUGGUUAUUAAGCUUUGGGCUUGAUCGAGGGCGCUCACCGGUGUGUUUGGCCAUAUGUACGGCACAUUCAUGCCUCUUGAGAUCUUCGAAGUGCAUUUAUACCAAAGUCGCUCUCUUCGAAAUCUUUCCUCAUUGAGCGAAGUAUUCGGUCUUGGCAGUGGCGCUUCAUGCGCACAGGUUCGAAGGACUUGAUGUCACUGUGCGGCAAACAACUGCCAAAGGACAUGUGAAAAAGGCAGCAAACAAACGCGCGAGUUUUGCGUUGCAUUUCCUAUGGGAUUUUGCUGGUUUCUCAAAGUAUCCAUAAUAACACUCACGAAGCGACGCCCUAAAUUUAGGAAAAUAUGUAGAGAUCACUGAGGGCUUUUAGGGCACCCAGUCAGGCUCCGUGCAUAGAU
This is a messenger RNA of Durusdinium trenchii, 2239 nucleotides long. Lineage: Eukaryota; Dinophyceae; Suessiales; Symbiodiniaceae. The record is from the annotation of a GenBank genome assembly.